This is a messenger RNA of Perca fluviatilis (European perch), 3271 nucleotides long. It is a transcript of the gene sirt1, whose product is annotated as sirtuin 1. The coding region runs from base 65 to 2158 and encodes 697 amino acids. Gene Ontology annotation, molecular function: NAD+ binding. The transcript has 9 exons. The record is from RefSeq and is a predicted model, not a curated record. Lineage: Eukaryota; Metazoa; Chordata; Actinopteri; Perciformes; Percidae.
GCGCUAUGCAAAUGAGACAGCUGUCCGAGAGGAAGGAUCUGCUCAACGGCUCUGCGGGCUGAAAAUGGCGGACGAUGAGACUAGUCUCGGAACGGCCUUUUCAGCCGUCUCCGAUAUGGAAGAACCUGCCGCGAAAAGGUCCAAAAUGUGCUCGUUAACUAACCACGGAUUCAAAGUCGCUAAAACAGAAACAUUAUCAUGCGUCUCUGGGGCUACAGAGAGCUGGGAGCCGGGGGUGAAUUGUGCGCAGCCAGCGGAGAAGGAAGCAAAGCCGGUGAUGGCGGUAGAGCAGGCCCCAACAACAGCGCUGGGAGGAGACAACAAUGGACUGGGACUGCUGGUCUCCGAGCCGCACAAACCAGUAGUUAAACUAGACGACAGCGCUAUGCUAGGGACAACUGAGGAGAGUGCUGAUUUCCUUGGACAUGACGAUCUUCCCUCCUACGGCCUGGCUGUCACGCCGGACCACAUCAACGAGGAGGACGAUGACAGAUCCUCACAUGCAAGCUCCAGUGACUGGACACCUCAACCGCAAAUAGGUUCCUACAGUUUCAUCCAGCAACACAUCAGAGAGACCGAUCCGAGGACCAUUCUGAGGGAUUUGCUGCCUGAGACUGUACUCCCACCAGAUUUAGACGACAUGACAUUGUGGCAGAUUAUCAUCAACAUCUCAGAACCUCCAAAAAGAAAGAAGCGGAAAGAUAUUAACACCUUAGAAGAUGUGGUCAGGCUACUCCAUGAAAGUAAAAGGAUCCUUGUGCUGACUGGUGCUGGGGUGUCAGUUUCAUGUGGAAUACCAGACUUUCGCUCCAGAGAUGGAAUUUAUGCACGGCUCGCUGUAGAUUUUCCUGAUCUUCCAGACCCUCAAGCUAUGUUUGACAUUGAAUACUUCAGACAGGACCCAAGACCCUUUUUUAAGUUUGCUAAGGAGAUCUACCCUGGUCAGUUCCAGCCGUCACCCUGUCACAAAUUCAUAUCCAUGAUGGAUAAGCAGGGGAAACUGCUGCGCAAUUACACCCAAAACAUUGAUACAUUAGAACAAGUGGCUGGAGUUCAGCGGAUUAUCCAGUGUCAUGGGUCGUUUGCAACUGCUUCCUGUCUCGUCUGUAAACACAAAGUGGAUUGUGAAGCUAUAAGGGAAGACAUCUUUAACCAGGUUGUCCCUCAUUGUCCACGGUGUCCAGAUAUUCCUCUGGCAAUCAUGAAACCUGACAUCGUCUUCUUUGGAGAGAAUCUUCCAGAAAUGUUCCACAGAGCCAUGAAGCAGGAUAAAGAUGAGGUGGACCUCUUGAUUGUCAUUGGCUCUUCACUUAAAGUCCGACCAGUUGCCCUCAUCCCAAACUCCAUUCCUCAUGGAGUGCCUCAGGUCUUGAUCAAUAGGGAGCAGCUGCCUCACCUCAACUUUGACGUGGAGCUACUUGGGGACUGUGAUGUCAUUGUCAAUGAACUCUGCCAUCGGUUGGGUGGGGAUUUUGAGCAGCUCUGCUACAACACUGUAAGACUCACAGAGACCACGGAGAAACCCCCUCGGUUACCAGAACAGCCACCAGGUGAGGCCUUGCCUGCUUCCAGCGAUGCAGCUCAGGAGGAGCAGAAGCAGCACAGUACAGACUCCGUAACUAAGCCUUCAGAGGAGACGGAAAGUCCGAAUGUCACAGAAACUGCCGGUAAUAAUGUUACACCUCCAGAGCCUUGUCCAAAUGCUCAGUGUCCCAGUGAAGAGACGGCUGAGCCCUCAGAGUUACCAGCAGAAGACGCACCAAAAGAGGAGGCCGCUGGAGUAAAGAGCCAGACCUCCAACCUUGAAUUUCGUAGACGAUGCUGGAUGAGUCGAAUCAACAGAAGUCCAAUCAGCAAACGCCUUGAGACAGGCCAGUACCUGUUUCAAGCACCAAAUCACUAUAUCUUCCAUGGGGCUGAGGUCUACUCUGACUCUGAAGACGAGACGUCGAGCUCCUGUGGAAGUGACAGUGACGAGUCUGAAUGCAGCGGAGAUGGGGUGGAGGAAGACAGCGAGCCAGAGGAAGCCGACACAUUAGCAGCAGAUGAAGAGACAUGCCUAAGAGACACAAUACAACACACUUUAGCCAAUGAGGCCACAUCGAGUGUGCAGACAGACAUUACUUCUGAAAAAACUCAGAGCACCACACACCUUUAAAUGUAAAGUACCCAGUCGACAAAGCACUAAUUAUCUUUUUUUAUUAUUAUUAUAUAUAUAUAUAUGUUUCGUAUAUUUUUGACUCCUCAACCGUACUAUUAUUUUUCAUAAAGUUGAAAUUGCGUGACAACUUUUUGUGAAUAUGCAGCAAGUUUUUUGUUGUGUGUGCCCAGUUUGAUCACAUGCAUUGGGUCUGAAACCUCAUACUGUAUACCACACGCUAAAGAAUGCAGUAUUUGUUUUUUUGAUUUUUUUCAGGAUUUCCUUCGAUGUGCUCAUCUCAUUUUUAUUCACAUCCAGAUACAAGCAAACACUUCAAAUUUCUCAUCCCCCAGUGUGAAGUCAGCUGUGGUCUAAUGAUUUUUUUAAGUCACUUCAUGUUACCAUUUGGAAACAUGUACAUAUGUAAGACUGCCUGCUAAAUAGUGGGUACUAUGAGUUUCAGACGUACAGAAAUCUUCAGAUGGUUUACUUGAACACAUUGUCUAACUUGCAAUAUAAACGUUCAGCUCUGCCCUUUAAUGAGGGUAAAAGCUAGAAAAAAAGAUCAGUACUCUUUAAUUUCAGACCAAAGAACACUUUAUCAACACGCUCCUAUGUUGUCAUAAGCUUUGUAUGUUUAACCUGUCAUUUAAAUCUUGGAAAAAUAUAAUUGAAAAGGUGUUCCUUCUGACAUGUGGCAGCUACUUUAUAUGCUCAAGCCUUAUUUUUAUACUCCGAUGUGAGACAUACUCAUCAAAGAGUAGAUGAUAGUUUAUAUCUGUACAAAGUUAUACUAAGUUGUAAUAUUAAGCCUAAGGAAGAUAUUCAGAGUUCACAUUGAAAAAUGGCACUCUUUUCCCUUCUUAUAAAAGCGAUUUUCUUGCCCAUGUCACUUUUCAUAGAACAUAACGUUAAAACAGUUUCAUUGAUUAUACAGGAGUCUUCUGCCUGUUAAGAUUAUGUUUUGGUAAAUAGACAUAUUUGAGCCAAUUUGUAGGAUAAAGGUCUACGCCAACACGUUCACAUACCAAUUACAAGGUAAUGUUUUGUUUACGGUUUAAGGAAUAAGAUUUUUUUUACAUCCUUGUUAUCUCUUCUGGGGUUCUCAGUAAAAAAAAAGAAUGAAACACA